AUGGCAAUAAAUCUUGGCAUUUUCUCAGCAAUCUUUUGCCUCCUUCUGGGCUCUGCAUUUGGAGAUUGGAACAUCCUGAAGCAGAAUUGGAGAUUAGGCUCAAAAGGGUUGGUUGAUAUUACUCUCAAGAAUUACUGUGAAAGCUGGAGGCUGAAUGUGGAGAUACACAACAUCAGGGAUUUUGCAGUUGUCCCUGAUGAAUGUGUUGCCUACAUUGGCAAAUACAUGACAUCAACUCAGUACAAAGUUGAUUCUGAGAGGACAGUUCAAGAAGCAUUGGUUUAUCUCAGCACAAGCUGCAAUCUGAAGAAAGAUGGCAAAGAUGCUUGGAUUUUCGAUGUCGACGACACCCUUCUUUCCACUGUCCCUUACUACAAGAAAAAUGGUUUCGGGGGAAACAAAUUGAACUCUACUUCUCUUGAGGAGUGGAUGUAUCUUAGCAAAGCACCCGUAUUGGAUCACUCAUUGAAGCUAUUCAAUGAGCUAAAAGGGUUGGGAGUUCAGAUCAUUUUGGUUUCUUCAAGAGAUGAAUGCCUCAGAUCUGCAACUGUUGAUAACCUUGUCAAUGAGGGAAUUUUUGGAUGGACUAGCCUUUACUUAAGGGGACCAGAUGAUGCCAGCAAGGAUGUGCAGAGUUACAAAGCUGAUGUGAGGAAGCAAUUGAUUAGCAAAGGGUACCGCCUUUGGGGAAUUUUGGGUGACCAAUGGAGCAGCAUUGAAGGAUCUCCAUCUGCUAAAAGAACAUUUAAGCUUCCAAAUCCCCUGUAUUAUACUGCUUGA
Molecule: messenger RNA, 780 nt
Organism: Oldenlandia corymbosa var. corymbosa
Lineage: Eukaryota; Viridiplantae; Streptophyta; Magnoliopsida; Gentianales; Rubiaceae
Source: the annotation of a GenBank genome assembly